AUGUCAAAAAUUGAAGAAUUAGAGAAUCACAAGAAGAGAAAACUAUCCAGCGAUGCCGAUCAAGAGCAAUCUCAACCGUGGGUUGAAAAAUACAGACCAAAGAAAUUGGACGACGUUGCAGCUCAGGAUCAUGCUGUUACCGUCCUAAAGAAAACAUUGCAAUCUGCCAACUUACCACACAUGUUAUUUUACGGACCACCAGGUACCGGUAAGACCUCCACAAUUUUAGCCUUAACCAAAGAGUUAUUUGGUCCAAGAUUAGUGAAAUCAAGAGUGUUAGAGUUAAAUGCAUCAGAUGAACGUGGUAUCUCAAUUGUUAGGGAGAAAGUGAAAAAUUUUGCUCGUCUAACUGUCUCAAAGGUGUCUAAAGAAGACUUAGAAAAUUAUCCUUGUCCUCCUUAUAAAAUUAUCAUUUUAGAUGAAGCCGAUUCCAUGACUGCAGAUGCUCAAAGUGCCUUACGUAGAACAAUGGAAACCUAUUCAGGUGUUACCAGAUUUUGUUUGAUCUGUAAUUAUAUCACUAGAAUCAUUGAUCCGUUGGCUUCAAGAUGUUCCAAAUUCAGAUUUAAAUCAUUAGAUGCUUCCAAUGCACUAAGCAGGCUAUCAUACGUUGCAGAGAAAGAAUCAGUUACUUAUGAAGAAGGCAGUUUGGAAAAGAUAUUAGAUAUAUCGGCUGGGGAUCUGAGAAAAGCCAUAACGUUAUUACAAUCCGCAUCCAAAUUAAGCGAUUAUAAUGACAAUAAUAAAAUCACACCUGGGCAAUUAGAAGAACUAGCUGGUAUAGUACCAACCCAUAUACUGAAAGAAAUAGUCGAGAAAGUUGCCAGUAAAGAUGUAAACAGUAUCAUACAAUAUGUUAACAAUUUCUGUAAAGAUGGAUGGUCCGGGGCUUCAGUGGUCGAUCAAUUACACGAACAUUACAUUACAAACGAUAUGUUUGAUACCAAUUUUAAGAACCAAGUUUCUAUGAUUCUGUUUGAUGCUGAUUCUAAAUUGACGAAUGGUACAAAUGAACGUAUUCAACUGUUGAAUGCACUUAUUAAAAUAUCUCAAGUAUAG
Messenger RNA from Maudiozyma saulgeensis, 1059 nucleotides. The record is from the annotation of a GenBank genome assembly. NCBI's taxonomy places the organism in Eukaryota, Fungi, Ascomycota, Saccharomycetes, Saccharomycetales, Saccharomycetaceae.